Messenger RNA from Lodderomyces beijingensis, 4350 nucleotides. The record is from the annotation of a GenBank genome assembly. Lineage: Eukaryota; Fungi; Ascomycota; Pichiomycetes; Serinales; Debaryomycetaceae.
AUGGAAGAUCAGCAGCCAAACUAUGAAGCCACCAAAUAUCCAGUAAACAUCCCGCAAUCAAACCAAGUACCAGUUGGACCAGCGAAUCAGGCAUUCAAUGGACAACCUGCCACGCCAAGGAUGUUGCGGAGCGUGAGUGGGACUUUGAGAUCAAAGUCGGAUCUAUUUGCUACAACUUCAAAUGAAAUGAGAAAGGACGCCAGCAACAACGAGUCACCCCAUUAUACUGCUUUAGAUAUUGAAUCCCACAAGCGGAAAUCGAGUUCGCGUCUGGACUCGGUGAACCGGUCGAAUUCAGUGAGCAUGACUCCCAAUAAGCACGAGGAUAAAACUAGACGAGUUGACGCAACAAAUGCUUCUCAUCGGCCAGAACAGUUACUACCACCGAUUGCCAUCCCGUCUCCUGCUUCGACGCCAGUUGGAGUGGCAAAUUCCCAGACGCAACAAUUGUUCCCGGCGCAGUAUCAUAAAAACGACCCUUCUGCAGAGGCGAGUAGAGUUUCUCAAUUGCAUAGUUCACUGCAACAGCUGCAUCAUCAAGCUACUCAAUCACAUAACCAAGUACCCAACCAUUCAUCUCAUCAAAACACGCAUCAGCGCCAGCAAAUGCAAGCACAUCAGGCGCAGCAGGCGCAGCAGGCGCAGCAAGCACAGCAAGCACAGCAGUUUCGUCAGUCACACCAGAGUCAUACAAGACAGCAAAGUUUUGGCCAUCCUCAAGCGCCGUCGCCGUCGCAUAAUCCCCAUCCAUCUCAAUACUCUCAUCAUCAUCAUCAUCAUCAUCAUCCUCAACAACAACAACAACAACAGCAACAGCAGCAACAACAACCACCUCAAAACCACGUCCAACAUUCGCAAACUCAUCAGGCUCAACAAUCACACUCGAAUCAACAACAACAACAACCGCCACAACAACCGCAGCAGCAGCAACAACAACAACAAUUUCACAGAAAAUCCAUCGGAGAUUGGGAUUUUGUCAAAACCAUUGGUGCUGGGUCGAUGGGUAAAGUUAAACUAGCUCAGCACAACACUACACGAGAAAUCUGUGCGGUGAAAAUUAUUCCGCGAGCCGCAAAGCUCUAUCAACGAGCUCAUGCUAAUGACCCGCCCCCGCAAACAUCUCAGGAGGCAGCCCAGAGGCACAAGGAGUUUGAAAAGGAACUAGCAAGAGAUAAGCGUACCAUCCGGGAAGGGGCACUAGGACGGUUGUUGUUCCAUCCGUUCAUUUGCAGAUUGUACGAGAUGGUCCCCAUGACAAACCACUAUUAUAUGCUAUUCGAGUAUAUCGAGGGAGGCCAAAUGUUGGACUACAUUGUCGCUCACGGAUCACUUAAGGAGAGACACGCUCGUAAAUUUGCAAGAGGUAUCGCCUCGGCUUUGGACUAUUGUCAUCGAAAUAACGUCGUGCACCGGGAUUUGAAAAUUGAAAACAUUAUGAUCAACGAAAAAGGGGACGUGAAAAUUAUAGAUUUCGGGUUGUCUAAUCUUUAUGCGCCAAAGCACCUUUUGAAGACCUACUGUGGCUCUUUAUACUUUGCUGCUCCCGAAUUGUUGAGCGCCAAGCCCUAUAUUGGACCCGAGGUUGACAUUUGGUCCUUUGGAGUUGUGCUAUAUGUUUUGGUUUGUGGCAAAGUCCCAUUUGACGACCAGUCUGUGUCCGUUUUGCACGAGAAGAUUAAAAAGGGAAAUGUCGAGUAUCCCAGUUUCCUCUCGCGGGAGUGCAUUUCCCUCCUCUCGAGAAUGUUGGUGGUUGAUCCAACAAAGAGGGCAUCCUUGUACGAGAUAUGCUCCCAUCCAUGGCUAAACAAAGGCUAUGAUCAUAAAAUAUCAAACUACCUACCACGCAGAGAACCAUUGCGUUUGCCUUUAGACCCAGACGUCAUCAAACAGAUUGCCGCGUUUGACUUGGGUUCAGUCCAAACUGUCACUGAAGAGCUAACGAGCAUUCUUUUGAGUGUGGAGUACCAGAUGAGCUGCGAGAAUUGGUACAACAUGAUGAGACAGGGUAAGGAGUACGCGUCUGCGUCAAAUUCAAACAUCUUGCCAGAUCCAACGGGAGGGUUCCACCCUUUGGUCUCGAUUUACUACUUGGUGCUUGAGAUGAGAAAGAGAAAGAAGAUGAAGGAGGAUGCCAUUAGAGCUCAAAUUGCUCAGCAGGAGCACCAGCGGAUGUUGCUUGAACAGCAGCAGCAGAAGCAGCUCCAGUUGCAGGAGAAGGCAUAUACAUCAUAUCCAACCCCUCAAGAAGAUGCUAGCUACAACACCCCCAAGACGACCAAGUCGCCAGUGUUGGUGAACAACAAUCGAAGUCCAGAAGUCGCCACCCAGGUGGCUAUAUUGGGCGAGUACAACCUUUCAAAACCUCAGACUCCAAAUGUACCACAACCAAGAAUUGUGGAAACUGCUGCAGCGACGGUGACGGCGGCGGCGGCGGCGGCGUCUUCCUCUUCUUCUUCUCCUUCCAAGACUUUAGAUCCAAAGAGAGAUUACAAGAAACUGAUUUCCAUAAUCACGACUCCGCCUGUGAUUGCAGUGCCCGAACAAGCGCACACGUCGCCGGCGCCUUCUGGAUUCAGUGUGAACCGAACCGAAUCCUCCGAUAGACCAGAUCUGCUAUUACCAGAACAACAACCUACGAGUCCAAGAAGUACACCACCAACAGAAACGUUGGAUCCCAAGAAUAUUGGUGUCGGUCCUGGUCCUGGUCCUGGUACUGGUGCAGGUGCAGGUGCAGGUGCAGGUGCAGGUGCAGGCGCUGGCACCGGUUUCAACAAUUUGUUUCGAAAAUUGUCCACCAAGAAAGGCAAGAGUCCCGGUUCACCUCGUCACUCACUGCGGCCUAGUUACGAGACAGCUAGAGAAAAGCCCCCAUUUCCUCCUCAGAACACCAACAAUUCAACGGGGGACCCAAUGGUGCGCCGAGGUGUUAGUAUGAAGGUCACUGCAAAGGAAAAAGAGACAAGCUUGAGGCUGUCGCCUUUGAAAACGGAGAGGCCAAGAGAGCGGAGGGUUCCCGGUCACGUUAGAGCACCAUCGGCUAGCGCACAAGGCAAAGCUCAUGGCUUUACUCCCGUUGAGCUCUUGCCACCAUUACCUAAUUAUGAUCCCAGCACCAACACUUUAAUUCAGGAUACGGAUAAGCAAAACGAGUUGGCAGUGCCACCUCGCCAGAUGCAUCCUACAGCCCGGGCCAAAUCAGUUGGAGGCCAGCUCAGAAGAGACACCUUCCGUGCUCGAAGCAACACGGCGAACCAACAGCCACCCCUUGAAGGGUUGGGAAUUCAACAGGAUGAGGAUAUCACUGAUCAGCACGGAGAAAACGGCUUGGCGUUCUUUGAUGAUGUGAAAUUGGACGACUACGAAUGGCAAGAUAUCCCUCAACUUACUGAUGAAGAGGUGAUGAAAGAAUACAGUACCGCCAAACCUGGCUCGAUGCCUUCGAUCGAACAUUGCAAGACCUUAUUCUUGAAAGGGUUCUUUAGCGUGCAAACCACGUCUGCCAAGCCUCUACCCGUUAUUCGGUACAAUAUUAUCAAUGUUUUGAGCAAAUUGGGUGUCAGAUUCCAGGAAGUCAAGGGCGGAUUCAUUUGCGUGCACACGCCAUCAGUCCAGCAAGAGUAUGAAGCAGACGAUAUCUUGGACGAGUACACGCAGGACUAUGAGGAAAAUGAAGAAGAGAAAAAAUUGUACGGCGACGCGUUCAAGUCCAAGUCUUCUACAUUGAAGUCAAACUCAUUUGAGAAUGAAAAACAGAUACCAGAGGGAGCGAAAACCCCAAGCCGCCAGCCUUCCUUGCAUGGCCCAACUAGUCCCUUAUCGCCAACUCCCGGCACUGGUGGAGGCAAGAUGCAAAGAUCGUCGAACUCAAUAGGAGAUGGCCACAGACGAAAGAUUUCCAUUGGCAACACGUUUCUCAAUACAUAUAGAAAAAAGAAUAAUUCUCAAGUGAUGAUGCCUCCCAACACGCCAGCUACCGCCAAGACCGUGCGCGGAUUAUACGAGGAUGAGCCAGGGGCUAGCGGCGCCGGCAAUAAUAACCACGAUUUGGAAUUUGAAGAUGACGCCUUGGAAUUUGGAAACUCUGCCGAGUCGUUAAGCGGCUAUGGUGGUGGAAGCGACAUGUUGAUUUCUUCCAAGAUUGAGCAUAGGGCUCAAGGAGCUCACCAUCAACGGCAAAUGAGUGCAUCGUCGGCUUCAAAACUGCAAAGCAAGUCGCCGUUGAAGUUUGAAAUUCAUAUUGUCAAAGUGCCGCUUGUUGGGUUAUAUGGUGUGCAAUUUAAGAAACUUUUAGGUAACACGUGGAAUUACAAGACAUUAGCUGGUCAAAUUUUGAACGAAAUGAAUUUGUAA